Molecule: messenger RNA, 1688 nt
Organism: Tachyglossus aculeatus (Australian echidna)
Lineage: Eukaryota; Metazoa; Chordata; Mammalia; Monotremata; Tachyglossidae
Gene: EIF2B4
Product: eukaryotic translation initiation factor 2B subunit delta
Exons: 12
Coding region: 1-1656 (551 amino acids)
Source: RefSeq, a predicted model, not a curated record
AUGCCGCCUCUUCCUCCUCCUCCUCCUCCUGCUCCUCCUCCUCCUCCCGGGAGCCCUCCUUGCUCACCGUCCGGUCCGCUGUGCGUUUCAGGCGGAGGGUCCGCGGCCUGCCGGGACUCGCACCCCAGCCCUCGGGAGCCGAUGCCUGUGUUUCAGGGAGAUGGCAGGGAGCUGUCCCAAGAGGAGAAACUGCAGUUGCGCAAGGAGAAGAAGCAGCAGAAGAAGAAGCGGAAGGAGGAGAAGGGGACAGACCCCGGAGCCGGCCCCGUCGGACCCCCUGCCCGGCAACAAGACCCACCCCCGGCCGCGGGGUCGACGGGGCCGAUGACGGAGAGGACGCCUGGCGGGAAGAGUAAGGCAGAGCUGCGGGCCGAGCGUCGGGCCAAGCAAGAAGCGGAGCGGGCCGUGAAGCAGAGCCGGAAAGGGGAGCCGGGAGCGGCUCCGGCUCAACCCCGGACCCCUACGACUGGAGAGACCCCCUCAGGAGUGAAGCGUCCCCCUGAGCAUAUCCAAGUGGACGACCCCAUGGUCCUAAGGAGACUCGCCAAAAAACUGGAGCGACAGCAGGUUCCUCUGCGCAAGGAUUACGGCUCCAAAGUCAGUCUCUUCUCCCACCUUCAUCAGUACAGCCGCCGCCACCCGCUCACCCAGUACAUGAGCAUCCCGUCCUCCGUGAUCCACCCGGCCGUGGUGCGGCUCGGCCUCCAGUAUUCCCAGGGCCUCAUCAGCGGCUCCAACGCCCGCUGCAUGGCCCUCCUGCGCGCCUUCCAGCAGGUGAUCCAGGACUACACCACUCCCCCCAAUGAGGAGCUGUCACGGGAUCUGGUGAACAAGCUCAAACCUUACAUCAGCUUCCUGACUCAGUGCCGACCACUCUCAGCCAGCAUGGGCAACGCCAUCAAGUUCCUCAAGAAGGAGAUUGCCGGGGUGAAGAGCUCCCAACGGGAAGAGGAGGCCAAGCAGGAGCUUCGAGCUGCCGUGGACCGGUACGUGCAGGAGAAAAUCAAGCUGGCGGCCGAGGCCAUCUCUCGCUCGGCCUACGACAAGAUCAGCGACGGGGACGUGAUCCUGGUGUACGGAUGCUCAUCCCUGGUGUCCCGGACGUUGCGGGACGCCUGGACGCGUGGCCGCCGGUUCCGAGUGGUGGUGGUGGACAGCCGGCCGCGGCUGGACGGGCGGCACACGCUGCGCUGCCUGGUCCGGGCGGGGGUCCCCGCCUCCUACCUGCUGAUCCCCGCUGCGUCCUACGUGUUACCGGAGGUGUCUAAGGUGCUGCUGGGGGCCCACGCGCUUCUGGCCAACGGGUCGGUGAUGUCACGGGUCGGAACCGCCCAGCUGGCCCUGGUGGCCCGCGCCUUUAACGUGCCCGUGUUGGUGUGCUGCGAGACCUACAAAUUCUGCGAGCGGGUGCAGACCGACGCCUUUGUCUCCAACGAGCUCGACGACCCCGAUGACCUGCUGUGCGGCCGGGGGGGCCGCGUGGCUCUGGGCCACUGGCAGGACUACCCUUCGCUCCGCCUGCUGAACCUGGUGUACGACGUGACGCCCCCCGAGCUGGUGGAUCUGGUGAUCACGGAGCUGGGUAUGAUCCCCUGCAGCUCGGUGCCCGUGGUGCUGCGCGUCAAGAGCAGCGACCAGGGGAGCCAGGGGCAAUAAACGGCGGCCUUCCUCCGCCUGGCAGAUCCGCA